CUUCUCUUCUACAUCCUCUACAUCCGCCUCCUCAGCCCAUUAUCCCGCAUCCCAGGUCCAAUCUGGGCCAGUAUCUCCCGAUUAUGGAUGGUGCGGCGCUCAGAUAAAGGCCACAUGCACCGAGAAUUUAUCGAUCUUCAUACCAAGUAUGGGAAAUUGGUCAGGGUUGGACCGAAUGAAGUGAGCGUGGCGGACUUGGAUGCCAUUCUGGCGAUUUAUGGUGCUGGGACGAAGUUUAGGAAGAGUGAUUGGUACAGUGUCUGGCAAGGUCAUCGCACAUUUGAUCUCUUCGCAGAACGAAAUGAACUCAUUCAUGGGGCUCAACGGCGGCUCGUCAACAACGUCUACUCUAUGAGUAGUUUGAAGGAUUUUGAAUCCGGGGUGGAUUCGGUCGUGGAGCAGUUUAUGCAGUGCAUGGCACGACAGGGGCCUGAAGUGACAGUUGAUAUUGGGAAGUGGAUGCAGUUGUUUGCUUUUGAUAUCAUCGGCGAAAUCACAUUCUCCAAGACAUUUGGCUUCCUCGAGAACGGGACAGAUAGUGGUGCUUUCCAACAGAUUGAGAACGCUCUUCGCUCAGCUUCCUGGGUCGGUCAAGUCCCGUGGCUGUAUUGGUUACAUGAUUACCUGACACCUAUUAUUGGUAGUCAUCUGGCGAUCACAGCGCGUCAUGGUACAAUUCGACAGAUCGCAGCUCGUGAGAUGACGAGUCGUAAGGAGGGAAAGCAGCUUGUCGGAGAGAAACGCGACCUGCUUGAUAAACUAUUCGAUGUGCAGAAUAAGAAAGAUAAGCAGAUGUCGGAUAACGACGUGCUUUCCAUGGCUGCGUCGAAUGUGUUUGCCGGAUCCGAUACCACUGCUAUCUCGCUACGGUCAAUCAUUUACUAUCUUUUGAAGAACCCCCAGUGUCUAUCUGAGCUCCGGGAGGAGAUCGAGGACCGGAAGAAUCAGGGCAGACUCUCAGACCCGGUUAAAUUGGAGGAAGCGAACGACAUGCCAUAUCUCCAGGCAUGUAUGUACGAAGCAUUGAGACUGCAUCCGGCUGUUGGGAUGAAUCUGCCGCGAGUUGUUCCCAAGGAGGGAAUCGUGAUAGAUGGAUGCUUUUUGCCAGGAGGAACAAUAGUAGGAGUCAACCCUUGGGUAGUCCACCGAGACCCAAGUAUAUACGGCGACGAUGUCGAAGCCUUCCGACCCGAAAGAUGGUUAGCCGAGAAAACCGGCGAUAUGAAGAGAUAUUUCUUCGCCUUCGGCGCUGGCGCUCGUCUUUGUAUUGGUAAAAAUAUUAGCUGGAUGGAAAUGAGCAAGAUGAUCCCGACUCUUCUGAACCGAUUCGACAUACAGCUGGCGGACCCGGACGCGGUUUGGAAGGAAACGUGCUGGUGGUUCGUCAAACAAGAAGGGCUGGUUAUCAAGCUUUGUCCCCGGUCGUGAACAAAUUUAUUCAGGUAUGAUGAGAGUUAUUGACGCGAAAUAAAUGUGUUGAUUGUAUCUAGUGCCCUGCUAUACUUCUUAGCGGGACAGAUUAUAU
This is a messenger RNA of Aspergillus sclerotioniger CBS 115572, 1525 nucleotides long. Its product is annotated as cytochrome P450. Gene Ontology annotation, molecular function: heme binding; oxidoreductase activity, acting on paired donors, with incorporation or reduction of molecular oxygen; iron ion binding. Bases 88 to 1428 code for a protein of 446 amino acids. The transcript is spliced from 9 exons. NCBI's taxonomy places the organism in Eukaryota, Fungi, Ascomycota, Eurotiomycetes, Eurotiales, Aspergillaceae. The record is from RefSeq and is a predicted model, not a curated record.